UUUAUUAACUGAAGUAUUCUUUUUUCUUUCUUUUUUUUUUUUUACAUUGUUUACAUUUUUACAUCGUAUUAAUGCCAAUAUAACAUUCAAAACAGGCGGGGCUCUGCUCCACCUGCCCUAAAUGACAGGUCGCCACUGGCCACAUCACUUAUCAUCUGUCCUAUUGGGUCCCCCCUACCCCAUCCAACCCCUCUUGUGUCUCUCUUUGACAGACAGAGUGACAGUCCAGACACACAUGGUAGUUGGAUGCCCCUUUUGCAGACUGUGUGUGAUAGGCCCAGAUGUUGAGUCGGUCUGGUCAGGUCUGAAGUUGUAGUCCCAGGUAGGAGUGGUGCUCCUCAGCUAGAGGCUGAUACAGAUGUGUCUGGCCCUGAGUGAAUGGAGGAUUCUCCCACUAUCACACUCGAACUAUGGACAGUCUGGCUGCUUACAGUUGACACUGCUGCUCUCCACAGGUGAGAGAAUGCUGCCUUUUGCGCAAACUGCAGUUUGUGUGUGUUAUAUCUCCCAUGUAAUCGCUAGAGGAAGAGGCUGGGUAUGCAAGCACUGAGAAGGAUUGUUUCAAAGGCUGGAGCCAUAACACUUGGCACUUUGUUCAGAACUCUUUAUGUGGUUUCCUCCAGCAGUGAGUAUUCACUUCUCAGCUGUCACAAGUUUUAACAAAUAUAUCUUGUUUUGGACAUAUUUUAUGAACAUUGUCAACUAAAUUAUAUAUUUAAUUUUGUUAUGGUUUAGGUUUGGUUUGGUUUAAAGUGAUGUUGCUUCAUGAGUCAAGUCUGUCCUGAAUGGAUCACUGAGUAUUGUUAUUGGGUGGCUGGGAUGAGGUUCAACACUCAAACUCAAUUUGUCCAUGUGUAGGCAGGCUACUGUAGCCUGCGUGGGCAGCUUCUUGCGUCAUCAUUAACUUGAGGCUCCGCUUGUAGUGUUGCGUAGGGUUUCUGAAGUUGGAAAAAAACGCUUUCUUGAUUGCUCAACUACACGGUAUAAAAACAUUUUAUCAAAUAGAGAUUGUAAUGAAGAAGAAAAAAACAUCCGAUUCAAUGCAGCGGAGAAAAGAGCCCGUCCUUCUGUUAUAAUCGUCUCGGGACGCAGGACAGGUAGUCCCCCCCACACACAUACACACACAAAACCUGUCAAAAUGCCAAGUGGCUCUGCUGCAACUAGGUCACUACAAAAACCCUCAUGCGUAAUGGACCAACCCAUUCAAUCGGGUUUGUCUAUCCAAAUCCCCUCCCAUUUGUUUUGGGUAAUAGCUCGCGUUACCGCUGUUUUGGCAGACAACAAACAUCAUGUUUGCGAGCCUUUACAAUCUUUAUUGUAAUUACAAAUGUAUUUCGCAAUUAUAUCAAAUAAGAAAAAUACUGCAACAGUUUGAGCCAUAAUCAUGAAUUAAUUUACAAUUGUGCACUGUGCGUAAAGUUCCCGUCCAAAUACAGAUACAUGAGCGCAGCGUGUCAUUUUUUAAAUUAACUGAUCAUUGUUGUCGGUUGCUAUUAAGAAUCCCUUUCCUAAUAUUGAGUUGCACCUCUUUUUGCCAUCAAAACAGCCUCAAUUCUUAGGGACAUAGACUUUACAAGGUGUCAAAAGCGUUCCACAGGGAUGUUGACUCCAACGCUUCCCACAGUUGUCACGUUGGCUGGAUGUCCUUUGGGUGGUGGACCAUUCUUGAUACACACGGGAAACUGUUGAGCGUGAAAAACCCAGCAGGGUUGCAGUUCUAGACACACUCAACACGGUGCGCCUGGCACCAACCACCAUACCCGCUCAAAGGCACUUAAAUAUUUUGUCUUGCCCAUUCACCCUCUGAAUGGCACACACACACACAAGCCAUGUCUCAAUUGUCUCUCAAGGCUUAAAAAUCCUUCUUUAACCUGUCUCCUCCCCUCCAUCUCCACUGAUUGAAGAGGAUUUAACAGGUGGCAUCAAUAAGGGGUCAAAGCUUUCACCUAGAUUCACCUGGUCAGUCUGUCUCAUGGAAAGAGCAGGUGUUCCUAAUGUUUUGGACACUCAGUGUAGACCAUGACCACCACAUACUAGAUAAGAUACACGGCUGAGGCAGAUGCAUGUGUAAUAAUAGCCCUUCCAUAGUGUCUGGAGUGUCCCAUGGGUGUUCCUAAUGUUUUGUACACUCGUGUAUUUGAGGCACAUGAAGUAUGCAUUGUCUAAAUCAAUUGGUCACAUCAGUUGUGCACAGUGCGCGGUAAAUUCCAUUUUAGUGCUGGGGAACAUGUAUUUGAAUUACUUAAUGAAUUAUUAUUAUGCUCUGCUCAGGCGAAUAGUAAGUAAGUAUAUCUAUACUACACUCUCUCCAUCCAUUUUACUCCCUAAUCUUGUUAAAUACUUCCAUGCGGGAUCACGCGUUCAUUAGAGUUUGUGUCAGUCUGAGAAUCAUGCGGUUGGCUUUCGCUAUGGGAAAGGAGGAGUUAGAAAGGCGGUGGACCCUUUUAAGAACCCACUGUCACUUUAUGCGCCUGAGAGCUCAGUUGGAUAGGCUUCAGUUCACGCAUUAUGAUUGCUUGGAGCCUACUUGGACGUCCAAAUGGUAGAGGAUUUUCUCUCAUGCGAUCCAGCACCAAUGAGCUGUUUUCAGACUCAGACUAGGAUUCUCAUCACUUGGAAGUACCAUAUAUGGACUAUGUGCAAAAUACAGUUGGAUAAACCUUUGACUCUAAACAGUUACUUGGGAAAGAGACAAUUUCACAUGGAUGAUUCUCCACUGUGAGCAUCUGGGCUCUUCACUCUGUGUUAAAGUUCGUUCUGGAGACCUCCGUUUGUGGGAAAACAUCACUCCAAUUUCAGGGUUGCGACAUAAACGUGAGCUAAACUACCUUCACCUCACACAUUCUGUGCUCUUUUUUUCCUGCGGUCACAGUCCAGUUGAAAAGGAUAGGAUGUCUAUAGAAUAACUAGUUAAUUCUGUUACACUAUAGAGACCACAAAGACAAUAUUUUAAGGCUUUUUCUUUCCACCUCAUCCAAUAGCCUACAACAGCAGAGAGCAGCAGACAUGAUGGACAACACGUCUCAACACAACUUCAUCAUGCACCACCACAUGGAGCUGAGCACCCUCACCAUGUACAGUGAGAACAGCACCAACAACACCGGCGCCAGGGAGCAGAACUCUACGACGUGUUCGCUCCGCAUUCCACAGGAGCUGUUCCUGACGCUGGGCCUCAUUAGUCUGGUGGAGAACAUUUUAGUGGUGCUGGCCAUCAUCAAGAACCGCAAUCUGCACUCGCCCAUGUACUACUUCAUAUGCUGCCUGGCCGUCUCCGACAUGCUGGUCAGCGUCGCCAACGUAGUGGAGACCAUAGUCAUGUUGCUCACCGAACACGGGCUGCUAGUGGUCACACCUGAAAUGCUGCGGCACCUGGACAACGUCAUCGACAUCAUGAACUGCAGCUCGGUGGUGUCAUCACUGUCCUUCCUGUGCACCAUCGCCGCGGAUCGAUACAUCACCAUCUUUUACGCGCUGCGUUACCACAGCAUCAUGACCACGCAGCGCGCCGUGACCAUCAUCGCGAUGGUGUGGCUGACCAGCAUCACCGCCAGCAUACUUUUCAUCGUUUACCACUCGCACACCGCCGUCAUUGUAUGCCUCGUCACCUUCUUCUGCAUCACUCUUGUCUUCACCGCUGUGCUCUACAUGCACAUGUUCAUCCUGGCGCACGUGCACUCGCGGCGCAUCAUGGCCAUCUACAAGUCUCGCCGCCAGGGCACGAGCAUGAAGGGCGCCAUCACGCUCACUAUCCUGCUAGGGGUCUUCAUCCUCUGCUGGGGACCCUUCUUCCUCCACCUUAUUCUCAUCCUUACCUGCCCCACGACCCCCUUCUGCACCUGCUUCUUCAGCUACUUCAACCUCUUCCUCAUCCUCAUCAUCUGUAACUCGCUCAUCGACCCGCUCAUCUACGCCUAUAGGAGCCAGGAGCUGCGCAAGACACUCAAGGAGCUGCUCUUCUGCUCCUGCGUCACCUUUCGAUGCGAAUCCAUACUUGAGUGUAUAUUUCCAUGGAAGUUCACGUGACUGCGGGAUUUGUUCAGGAAUAACAGAUUAUUUGAUAUUUGCGGCACUAUUAGGCGAAUGCCUGCCAUUGCUGUUGAAUUAACUGAAAUACAUAGUUAAUAAACUAUGAGACCUCAGGUUGGAUUGCGCAAAACGGCACAGUGCCACGUGUGGGACAUUUUACCAACCCCUGGCCUCUUCCAUGUUGCAGGCCAAGCCAUACAUAUAUGCCAUACUUGCGUGUUGAACAAAUGCUUGAACCACAAUCUAAAGCAUCUAUAUCUAAUUAUACACAGCAAAUGUGUGAUCAGAAUUGUAACUCCCACAGUGUUAAAUGGCCUAGUGUUAAACUAACACCUUUAAAAGUGUUGAUAAACCAACACCCCAAAAGUGAUUGGUCCCUAGCACAAUGGGUGUUUCAAAUUCCGACUUAAAUGAACACCUUAUAAGAGCUGAUACUCUUACACUUUCUCAGUGUUGGCUAAUUAACACGUGGUGUUACAGUAACUCAUUUGGAGUGUUGUUUUAACAUUUUCGGGUGUAACUACUGCUAAUUUAUUUCCCAGGGCUACUUUUUUGCUGUAUGUUUGUUAGUGACAGAGACAUGAUUGUUGCAUUCGAUGGCUUUCUGUCAUCUAGCCUUCACCAAGUGAGUGACUAAGUGAAUAUUUGAUUUGAUCCCACCAGAAUCAACACUCAGAUAUAACACUCACAACACUUUUUACCUCAACACCGUGAUUUUAACACCCUCAAAUUUGCUAUUUAGUUAUCAUCUCCAUAUAUCAGCAACUGACAUAACUUUCUCAAAGAUGCCAAUGUGUGUAAAGGCUGCGGGUCCAGUUUUCUCAGGCACCAAGAAACUUUGGUUUAACAGUACAUUACUGUAAACUUUACAGUAAUGUACUACAGUAAUGUACUGUUAAACCAAAGUUGCUUUGGAAUUUACGGUAACAUACUGAACAUUUUUCUACAGUAAUUUACAGGUAAAUGGCUGCCAGUAAAUUAGCAUAAAAACAUGAUUAUUUUACAGUGUACUAUGUAGGACAAAUAGUAAUUUGUGCUUUAAUUGUAUAGCCGACACUGGAAAUAGACUUUAAAUAAGAUAUAGCAAGUGUUCUGUCUAAAAUAGGAGUGAAUUUCCCAGAAUGUUGUUGGGAAGAGGAUGUUGUUUGAAAGAGGCUAUUGUUGAAGAAAAAAAUCAAUGGGCAUACUGAUAUACACUAGCCCUAAUGCUUUGUAUGGAGUCAAAGAAAGAUGCACAAAUAUGAGAGUCAUUAAGUUGUGUUUUGUACAAGAAAACAAUUCUGUCACGUUUUGAUUAAAUAAAAUGAGUGCAUUGUGAAGUCCAAUAAUAGCCUAAUUGGUCUAUAUAGAGAGUUGCAUUUUUAUUUAUUCACUCAUUAUUUGUUUACAUCCAACUUCCAAAGAUGUUUCACAGGCCUAACUUAACCCACUUAGGCCUUUGACAAAAACGACCUAUAAAUUGAAAUAAAACUUUUGGAAUACAACUAUUUACAUGAAAUCCAAUCUUGAAACAGAUCAGACAUUUUAAGAUUAUCCUCACCAUUUUAAUGCAAAUAAUAAUGUAUGCAUAGACAGAAACAAAAUGUUUAUUUCAAUGUUUAUUUUACAAGUAGCCCAUGUAAUGUAGACUAGCCAUGUUUUUUAAUUGUGUUAUGUAUGUACUGAAUAAUUUGUAAUUUGUAAUUUAUAACAUUUUCAAAAGCCUCAAGAGGGUAUCAAUAUUCAUCCCUUUAAACAAUCCAUGCUAUUUUAUGGCUGUGUGUCAGAACCAAGGCUCAAACUUAUCUCAUUGUAAAUGUGUACAUUUGAUUACUUUUUACUGUAUUUCAACAUAUUGCUAUGGUCAAAUUGUACUAAUAUAUAUACUGAACAAAAAUAUAAACGCAAUAUGCAACAAUUUCAAAGAUUUUACUGAGUUACAGUUCAUGUAAGGAAAUCAGUCAGUUGAAAUAAAUUCAUUAGGCCCUAAUCUAUGGAUUUCACAUGACUUGGCAGGGGUGCAGCCCACCCACUUGUCAUCCAGGCCCACCCACUGAGGAGCCAGGCCCAGCCAAUCAGGGGUGAAGCCAUAGGUGGGCCUUAGAGAGCAUAGGACCAACCAUUUGCCAGCCAGGCCCAACCACCACCCAGGCCGGAUGUGGAGGGGUUGGUGUGGUUACACGUGGUCUGCGGUUGUGAGGCCGGUUGGACAAACUGAAAAAUUCUCUAAAACAACGUU
Molecule: messenger RNA, 6244 nt
Organism: Oncorhynchus kisutch (coho salmon)
Lineage: Eukaryota; Metazoa; Chordata; Actinopteri; Salmoniformes; Salmonidae
Product: melanocyte-stimulating hormone receptor
Exons: 1
Coding region: 3007-4023 (338 amino acids)
Biological process (GO): G protein-coupled receptor signaling pathway
Cellular component (GO): membrane
Molecular function (GO): melanocyte-stimulating hormone receptor activity
Source: RefSeq, a predicted model, not a curated record